Molecule: messenger RNA, 1512 nt
Organism: Lampris incognitus (smalleye Pacific opah)
Lineage: Eukaryota; Metazoa; Chordata; Actinopteri; Lampriformes; Lampridae
Gene: nt5dc3
Product: 5'-nucleotidase domain containing 3
Exons: 13
Coding region: 37-1512 (491 amino acids)
Molecular function (GO): 5'-nucleotidase activity
Source: RefSeq, a predicted model, not a curated record
GAGCUGCGCACGGGCAGCGACUCGAGGAAGAAAGCCAUGGCGACCUUGUCGUUGUCCUUUACAGCCAUUUUAAAGCGUAAGGACUGCCUGCCAAAGUUGUCCCUUUUUUACAACGCUUUGCACACUUCGAGUUUCGCCAGCCGAUCGUUCAGAUGUCGGACAUGGAAACGCGGUGCGUCUCGUGGAGGCGGGCUUGAAUUAGCGCGGCGGUUCGGUGGCAGAAAAUGCGGAGCAUCGACGAUGUGCACCAGUUCUUCAGGCGGCCGCGAUAUGACCGACUGGCUGUGGUCUGUUUAUAACGACACCAAGAAACAGGCUGAAGUCCUGAUCCCAGUUAUAUGCAGGAACUCUGUCAACCCUGACACAAUCUUUGCCAACAACGAGAUGAGCCUUGGAGACGUGGAGAUCUACGGAUUCGACUAUGACUACACCCUGGCCUUCUAUUCUAGCCAUCUGCACACUCUCAUCUUCAACAUAGCACGGGACAUCCUCAUCACUAAGCACAGGUACCCAGAGGCCCUACGAGACUAUGAGUAUAUCCCCAAUUUUGCUGUAAGGGGACUGCAUUAUGAUGUUCAGAAGGCACUGCUGAUGAAAAUAGACGCUUUCCACUACAUUCAUUUGGGAACGGUAUACAGAGGUCUUCAUCCAGUACCUGAUGAGGAAGUGAUUGCCAUGUACGAUGGUUGCCACGUUCCUCUGGAGAUAAUGAGUGACUUCUACGGCAAGAGUUCUCAUGGUCACACCAUGAAACAGUUCAUGGACAUCUUCUCCCUGCCUGAGAUGACCCUCCUGUCCUGUGUCAAUGACUUCUUCAUGCAGCACAACAUUGACUAUGAACCCGUCCAUCUCUACAAAGACGUGAAGGAGGCCAUAGGAGAUGUUCACGCCAAGGGCAUUAUGUACCGAGCUGUGGAAGCAGAUAUCGAGAAAUAUAUUUGCUAUGGCGAACAAAGCCAAGCUGUGCUGAAGAAGCUCACCGAACAUGGAAAGAAGAUGUUCCUCAUUACCAACAGCCCAUUUGACUUUGUAGACCGAGGAAUGAACUACAUCGUAGGGAAGGACUGGAGGGAUCUGUUCGAUGUUGUUAUUGUGCAGGCGGACAAACCAAGCUUCUUUAACGACAGGAGAAAACCUUUCCGACGUGUGACAAAUAAAGGGGUUUUGCUGUGGGACAGGAUUCACCGCUUGGAAAAAGGGCAGAUCUACAAACAGGGAAACCUGUACGAGUUCCUGAGACUCACUGGGUGGAGAGGGUCCAACGUGCUCUACUUUGGAGAUCACAUCUACAGUGACCUCGCGGACCUGACUCUGAAGCAUGGCUGGAGGACAGGGGCCAUUAUUCCUGAGCUGAGGAAGGAGAUCAAGAUAAUGAACACAGAGCAGUAUGUCCACAUGAUGACCUGGCUUCAAGCUCUGACUGGACUCAUCGAACACAUGCAGGUGCACAGGGAUCCAGCAUCUCAAGCCGUUGUCCAGGAAUGGAUCAGAGAAAGAGAAACCAUGAGGUAA